Arachis duranensis is the source of this 1056-nucleotide messenger RNA. RefSeq lists its product as uncharacterized. The record is from RefSeq and is a predicted model, not a curated record. Lineage: Eukaryota; Viridiplantae; Streptophyta; Magnoliopsida; Fabales; Fabaceae. The coding region runs from base 1 to 1056 and encodes 351 amino acids. The transcript has a single exon.
AUGGAAAUUCCAGAACAUCGAAAGUGGAUGUACAAUAGAAAUUUGUCAAAUCGAGGAGGAUUACGACAGGAAUUUGUCAAUGGUGUUCGAAAUUUUAUUGAUACAGUUACAAAACAACCUCAAUUUGUACUUGAAGGCGGUAUACUUAGAUGUCCUUGCAACAAAUAUAAAAAUAAGAUUUUCUUAACUCCGGAUGAGGUUUCAUUAGAUUUAUAUAAAUGUGGUUUCAUGCCAAGAUACUGGUGUUGGGAUUCACAUGGAGAGAGUCCUUUGCCCUUGAAUUUAGAUCAAGAUAAUAAUCAAGAAGGUGCAUGUUCUUCUCUGCAUGCUAAUGUGCCAAUAAGAAAUUCGUAUGAAUCUAUGGUGGUUGAUGCUGUUGGACCAGAAUUUAUGAGUCAAUUUGAAGAAAACAUGGAAGAGCCUCCGAAUGAAGAAGCUAAAAAAUUUUAUGAUUUAUUACAGUCUGCUCAGCGCCCAUUAUUUGAGGGAUGUAUUGAUCAUUCAGAAUUAUCAAUGGCAGUUAAAAUGUUGAGUAUAAAAGCUAAAGGGAAUGUAUCUCAACAAAUCUUUGAUGAUUUCGUGAAAGCUAUGAAAGAAGUGAUGCCGAAGGAUAACUUUCUUGUCUCCAAUUUUUAUGAAGCAAAGAAGCUAGUAUCGAAACUUGGCAUGGAAAGCAAUAAAAUUAAUUGUUGCAUUAAUGGUUGUAUGCUGUAUUACAAGGAGGAUGAUAUACCAAGAAAAGAAUGUAAAUUUUGUCAUUCUCCAAGGUACAAAAUAGGUAAAAAGGGUAAACAAGCUCCUUUGAAACGAAUGCACUAUUUACCACUUAUACCUCAUUUAAGAAGACUUUACGCUUCAAUGAACACAGCAUCUCACAUGCGAUGGCAUUUUGAUCACGAGUUUAAAGGAGUUCUUGAGCAUCCAUCAGAUUCAAAAGCAUGGAAGUAUUUUGAUAGAAAACAUGCACAAUUUUCUCAAGAACCACGCAAUGUCAGACUAGGAUUAUGUGCUGAUGGAUUCACCCCUUUUGGUCAAUCUGGUAAACAAUAUUCAUGA